UUGUCAGAACAAUGAUUCGAACUGCUUGUGAUCCUACGAUUGAACGACAUUUUAAAGGUCAUAAAAAUGUUAUCACGAGUUUGUGUUUUCAUCCUGAGACAACUCAACUUAUAUCCAGUAGUUUGGAUAAAACUAUUAUGUUAUGGAACCUUAAGGAGUCUGUAAGGGCUUACAGAUUUUUAGGACAUAAGGAUGCUAUUCAUAGUGUCACCUACGCGCCAUCAGGUGAAGUCAUAGCAAGUGCCUCUGAAGAUAGAACUGUCAGAAUUUGGGUUCCAAAGGUAACAGGACAAUGUAUGGAUUUCAAAGCACAUUCAGGGGCUGUAAGAUCAGUAGAAUUUAGUCCUGAUGGAGAGAAGUUACUUACAGCAUCAGAUGAUAAAAGUAUUAAGUUAUGGUUUGUGCGUCAAAGAAGAUUUCUUAUGUCAUUUUUGAGUCAUACUAGCUGGGUCAGAUGUGCUAGAUUUUCUAAUGAUGGUAGACUUAUCAUUUCCUGUAGUGAUGACAAAACAAUAAAAUUAUGGGAUGUCACUAGUGGUCAAUGCGUCAAAACAUUAAAGGAUACAAAGGCUUAUAGUACGUGCGUGGAAUUUCAUCCAAGUGGUUCUGUAAUUGGCUGUGCAAAUAUGGCUGGUUGUGUAAAAUUAUAUGAUUUACGCUCUACUUCCUUGUGCCAACAAUAUAUAACUCAUGAAGGUCCUGUCAACAUGAUCAAAUUUCAUCCCAAAGGAAAUUUCAUGUUAACUGCUUCUACUGAUUCCACAAUGAAGGUUUUAGACUUAUUAGAAGGUCGCCCAAUUUAUACACUCAAAGGACAUGCAAGUGGUACAAGUGUAACGUCAAUAACAUUUUCCUCUAAUGGUGAAUUCUUUGCUUCUGGUGGAGCAGAUCGUCAAUUAUUGAUAUGGAAAUCUAACUUUGAUAAAGAUGAUAUUGCUUACAAAAGUACUCAGCAAUUAGUUUCAUCCAUUAAAGAAACAAAAUUCAAUAAUGAGGAUGAAAAACAGGAGUUAUUACGUGAUACCUUUAAUAAUGGAGUUUUACAAAAUAAUAGAUAUCAAUGCAAAUCACCUGAUCUUGGAAUUUUUGGAAAGAAUGUAGAACAGAAAACAAGCGACCUAAAGUCUUGGAAACUUUCUGAAGAGGAUUCUACUAUAAAUGUGCCACAUUUAUCUAAAAACUUCUCUGAUGCACAAGUCUCUACCCAUACAAGUAAUAUAGUAGAUGCGCUUAACGACCAAGUGCAGUCAUUACGCGAUACUGUUAUUAUUUUAGAACAACGUCUAACAGCAUUAGAGGAAAAAUUAAGAAAAUGAACUUUUUAUAUUUUACUUACACAAUUGCAUAAUUACUACAUUUCUUAUGUAAAUAGUACCUUUAAGGUUUUCAUAUAAAUUGCAGUUUAGAUUUUUCAGAAUACCAUUUCACUUCAAUAAAAGAAUAGUAAAACUUGGCUAUGUAACCUUAUGAAUAUUAUGGUUGCAUACUUACAUCCCACAAAUGGUAUCAAUGGUAUUAGUGACUUUGCCAUUAUUAUAAUAUUCAUCUGAAUAAAAAUUCAAUGAAUUACAAUGAAUUAAUAUUUGUGUAAAAUUAUAUAACAAACGAUUAAGGAAUGGAUUUAGUUAAUUUAUUAUAUAGAUAAUUAAUAUUUUUAUACAAUAUGUAGGAUGAAAACAGAUUUUUUUAUUAUAAUAGCCACGAAAGAUCAAAUAUUGUCCAUGCUAAGUAUUCGGUUUAACAUUGCAGAAUCCUUAGAAGGAUUAUUAAAUUUUAAGUGUCUUUUUAAUCAUUAUUCGAAGACUCACCAAAUUUUUCUGUACAAAGUAUGUUCAACUUAAUUCCAAAUACAAUUAUUUCUUUCAUUCUAACAAUUGACAUGCCUUCCCAGUUUUUUUAAUAACUUGCAAUAUUUCGUCAGAAGAAAGUGUAGACGUCACCAGUACUUUCUUAUCUGGCAAAUCGAUUUGUACAUUGUUGAUGCCUAAAAAAGAAUUUUGAAAUGAUAGUAUAAUAGAAAAUAUUAUUCAAACUGAGGUUUUUGUCUUUUUAAGAACUUACACAUACGGAUUAAUUACAUUCAGAUAAACAAAAGGAAAGCAAAUAAUUAUAUUUUACACUUAAUUGGAACAUAAAUUUGAAAAUAUAUUCCAUACCUUGCUUUUUAUUAAGUACAUUCGUUACAGCGUUAGCACAUCCUUCGCACGUCAUUUCUACGUGGAACGUAUAGGUCUACGAUCGAGAAAAGAAAUUUUAAUAUACAGUUUCUUGCCACAUUAUAUUAGGGGCUUAUUAUUACCUGUAAUGCCAUAAUGAUCACCGUAUGUGUAUACUUAUCGACUUGACGUGGCACUCUGAUAUUAUUCUAUGUAAUGUGACAAGUGUGAAAGAGUAAAUAUUUGUAAUUGAACCAUGAAUAAUUCUUAUCUUGUCUUCAAGAUGAUGGAGCGCAUUUAUUAAAUAGCCAAAGAAUAUUCUUCGAUUUAUACGUUUUUUCUUUUUAUAUCAGCAUAAGUAUGUAUAAGUGACUGGUAUUAUGAUCUUGAAACAUGUGUUCUACAAUUUUACGUAUGAACUAAGAGGUUAUUGUACGAAUGCGAUUACGCUAUCUUUGUAUCUUUGCAAAAUAAGAUAUUUCCCUAGAUAUUUGCAGAACUUUAGAGAAAUAAAAUAAUUGUAAUAGAACUACCAAUAAUUCAUUUCUUUAAUAUACAGUGUAUGAACUUUAUUCAAAUUAAUAAUUUAAAAAAAAAGUCCUACCGUCUAAAACACUGAGAUACAUUUUACGUUAAAUUUCUAAAAUGCGUAGUUGAAUCACACUAUUUAUAUAUUAAUGAUUUCACUAUGAAUAAAGUAAUAUGGCAAUUGUAUAAAAUAAUUAUGUUUUACUAUUACCUGCAGAAAAAAUGACAAAUUUUCGAUUCUAAUGCUUAUUCGACAGUAUCUGCUAUUUUUACGAAUGAUAUGAUAUUUUGUUAUUACUUGUAUAUUGUUAUACCGAUAUUAUUAUUACAUUUUUAAAUUUUUUCCUGUCUGGUUUUGCAC
Nomia melanderi (Alkali bee) is the source of this 3045-nucleotide messenger RNA. RefSeq names its product Proteome of centrioles 1 (gene Poc1). Gene Ontology annotation, molecular function: protein binding. Lineage: Eukaryota; Metazoa; Arthropoda; Insecta; Hymenoptera; Halictidae. The record is from RefSeq and is a predicted model, not a curated record. Gene Ontology annotation, biological process: cilium assembly. Gene Ontology annotation, cellular component: centriole; ciliary basal body.